GGUAGGAGGAGAUUGUGCGCCGUUGUCUUCCGCGUUUCCCCGGAUUUCAACCACUGUCCUGAUUCCAUCGUGUCCUCUCCUUGCACGUUUUUACGCUCAGCCCACCCUCCCAAUUCAGUUAGUUGAAAAGAAAAAAAUUAAAUCAAUUAUACGGGACUCGCCGUCCCCCCCUCCGCCGUCACCUCUCCUUUUUCUCCCCCCCCUUUGCAAAUAACCACCACCGCCUUCGUUCUCCACAUGCAGCAUCGGAGUCCUGGGCCCCGGCGUACCGGCUCCAGCCAUGUCGGCGAGGAAUACAGCGGCUGGCGGCGGUGACGGAGCGACGGGGGAAAAGACGGGAGAUGCAUUAGAGGAAGAACCCCAGGGCCUUUCUGUCUCUCUGUCUGGUUUGAUGACCCCCACCUCAGCCACCGGCAUGGCUUCAGGCAUGGAGCUGCCCAGGAAACGGAAAGGCAGCAUGGACAUCCCAGAAGCAAAAUCUGCAUCAAAUCUAGACGAGGAUAUGGAGGACGAUCAGGGAAGAUCAGAAGGAGAUGACCAGCACUUAAAAAUUAAGUGCAUCAGGGAACCUCACAGUCAGAUCGAGAAACGACGGCGAGAUAAGAUGAAUAACUUGAUUGACGAGUUGGCAGCGAUGAUUCCCACCUGUAACCCCAUGUCCCGCAAGCUUGACAAACUCACUGUGUUACGAAUGGCUGUCCAGCACCUCAAAUCACUCAAAGGAGCGACCAACUCCUUUGCAGAAGCCAAUUACAAACCUGCAUUCCUCCCAGAUGAUGAGCUCAAGCACCUUGUCCUAAGGGCUGCGGAUGGAUUUCUCUUCGUGGUUGGCUGUGAUCGUGGAAAAAUUGUCUUCGUCUCAGAAUCUGUUUCAAAAAUCCUGAACUACAGUCGGACGGAGUUAAUUGGACAGAGCCUGUUUGACUAUGUUCAUCCAAAGGACAUUGGAAAAGUGAAGGAACAGCUUUCUGCCUCUGAACUCUACCCACGGGAGCGCCUCAUAGAUGCCAAAACGGGGUUGCAGGUGCAGGCUGAGCUCCCACUCGGAUCGGCUCGUCUUUGCUCUGGAGCCCGGCGCUCAUUCUUCUGCCGAAUGAAGUACAACAAAGUUACCAUCAAAGAGGAGAAGGACUUCCAGGCGGGUGCCUCAAAAAAGAAAGAGUCCCAGCGGUACUGCACCGUGCACUGCACGGGCUACAUGCGCAUCUGGCCCACGCGCCAGCUGGGCACGGAGGGGGAGGCUGAGGUGGACAAAGAGAGCUCCCACUUCAGCUGCCUGGUAGCAGUGGGCCGUGUGCACCCCCACACCCUCCCGCAGGCCAACGGAGAGAUCAAGGUCAAGCCCACUGAAUUUGUCACCCGCUACGCCAUGGAUGGCAAAUUCACCUUCGUGGAUCAACGAGCCACCACUAUUCUGGGUUAUUUACCCCAGGAACUGCUAGGCACAUCCUGCUAUGAAUACUUCCACCUGGACGACCUGCCUCAUUUGGCGGAUAGACACAGAAAAGUGCUGAGGAGUAAAGAGAAGAUUGAGACAAAUUGCUAUAAGUUCAAAACGAAAUAUGGCUCUUUCGUCACCUUGCAAAGUCAGUGGUUUAGUUUUAUAAAUCCCUGGACCAAAGAAGUAGAAUACAUAGUGUCAACCAACACAGUAAUAUCCGGUAAAAGUAAUCCAGGUGGAUCAGGAGAUAAAGCCGAGCAGCCUAGCAGUUCCAAGGCCUUGGAGGAUGAUGCCAAGAAGUCUCAACAAGUUCCAAUCAUCCCAGGGAUCUCCAGUGCAUCUGGCAUGAUUUACGCUGGCUGCAUAGGGACUCAAAUCGCUAACGAGAUAAUGGACUAUAAUAGGAUGAACUCCUCACCAUCCAGCGGCAAUACAAGUCCAUUCAGUGUACUGCAGGACAAGUCUCCACUGGCCCUUGCGCAGGCCAGCAGCAACGUGCCAAAUGGGGAAGCAACAGACGUGGAGAUGCCUGGCAAAUCAAGCUCAGAGGAGGAAGCGCGGGGUGGGGCCUUCACAGCGGCUGAAAAUCUCAUGGAGGGGAGCUCUCAGUUGGAUCUUGAGGGGGUUCCUGGGUUGGGCGCUCUGAGCACUGACGAGGCAGCCAUGGCAGUCAUUAUGAGCUUACUGGAGACGGAUGCCAACCUGGGUGAGGCCGUGGACUUUGACGAGAUGCACUGGUCUCUGUGAACACUCGGCUCCAUUUUUUUUUUUUUUUUUUUUUUUUUUUUUUAAAAGACCCAUCUUAUCUGGAGCUUUUUAAAAUGAACCAUCCAUUAAUUUUCACUGGGCAGCAAGCCUUCGAACAAUUCUUUGUUUUUAAUUUAUUAGUGUUUUUUAAUGCGUCUGGACAAGCUGCAUGGCAGGUUAUCUGAUGGCUCCCUUUGGUGAAGGAGAACCAAAGGACAUGGGGGUCUAUGGGUACCUUAAAGCUGAGUACCUUAAGCAACAGGACCAAGUUUUAUGUGGUCUGGUGUGCAUUUCUUCAUCUCAGCUCUGAGGUCACCGCUACCCCUCGGCAUGGAUCAGAACGGAGAGACGUUCUUGGCCUGUUUUGCCAUGUUGAGAAACACAUGCUUCAGGCAAGCCAUAAGGCAAGAACUCAAAUGGUCCACUGUGAUCCAGUGGUGUAAGGAUUUCAAAACUGUUUCCUUAGUCAAUCAACACUUGAACUGUACAUGGAUGCUUUGAGGUAAAGCUGGACAGAUUUUUUAUAUAUAUAUAUAUAUAUAUAAACGUCAUGGGAUUCCUUUGCCAAGGGAAACCUGGUAGUUAUUUUACCCUUUUAGAGCAGAAAUCAUCUUGAAUUCAAUGUUUCAUGAUGAACGAGUGGAACAAUGGGGAGGGGUAUUGGUGAGCACUUGUGGUUGUUUGUCGAACAGAACUACUUGAAAAGACUGUGUGGAAAAAUUGGAAAUUUGAGGUUCACCGUUAGGCCUGUCAUUUGUGUUUAUUUCCUCUCUAAUCUACAAAUCUGUGUGUGAAUGUGCGCUUUUCUGUCAGACCUAAGUCUGGCCUGCCAGGGCUACUCUACUCUUGAAAUAGGACCGUCACUACAAUUCACAGGGCCUGGGACAACAUUUUUACUGAUGGGCCCAAUGAGUAAGCUGUAUUAUAGAAGACCUGGGAAAAAGUUCCCAGCUGUCUCCCCUUCAGGUGUAUAAUUAUUAGAUCUUCUGUUCUGAAUGAAUGCCUGGAUGGAGAUCAGUAUCCGGCAAAAUGAUGAUCGGAAACUCUGGACAAAGUUGUCCGCAAAUAAGGGCAGGGUCUCUCAGGGAACAAUUCAUGGAAUCCCCUUCUCAAAAUCCUUUGUCGGAUCAGCCAAGUACCACUUUUUAGACACUUGUGUUAUGAUGGUGUUGAAGACUUAAACAUUGUUCAGGGCUUCAUCCUUUCAUUAGGUCUUCUUGUUCAGUUAUGUGCAAAGAUGUAUAAUAUGCUUAUGUGAUCAGAACUUAGUAGGUGAUUGUUGUUUAAACUUUGUAUUUUAGAAUUAAAUCCCAUUAAUUUUAAUGGGAUUUAAAAAAAAUUAAUGUCUACUCAACUUCAAAAUACUAACAAUCACAUUUGUAUAGCGUAAAACUCAACAAUGGAGAGAUGGUUGCUCAUUCUUCCUGCUUCAAGCUGAGUUUUAAUACAAAUCCAACCAUAAAGUUAUGAUGGUAACCCACUUUUAAAGGUAUAAUUCACCCUAAAAUGAACAAUUUAUAAUCAUUUACUCACCCUCAUGUCUUUCCAAACCUGUGAGACUUUCUUUUAUGCAACACAAAUGGAGAUGUUUAGAAGAAUGUUCACGCCAAUUACCAAUUUCAUAUAAUGAAAGUCAGUUGUGACCAGAGGCUGUCAAGCUUAAAGGAUUAAUCCACUUUUAAAUACACUU
This is a messenger RNA of Megalobrama amblycephala (Wuchang bream), 3878 nucleotides long. RefSeq names its product aryl hydrocarbon receptor nuclear translocator-like 2 (gene bmal2). Gene Ontology annotation, cellular component: transcription regulator complex; nucleus; aryl hydrocarbon receptor complex. The transcript has 17 exons. NCBI's taxonomy places the organism in Eukaryota, Metazoa, Chordata, Actinopteri, Cypriniformes, Xenocyprididae. Bases 281 to 2188 code for a protein of 635 amino acids. The record is from RefSeq and is a predicted model, not a curated record. Gene Ontology annotation, molecular function: protein dimerization activity; RNA polymerase II cis-regulatory region sequence-specific DNA binding; DNA-binding transcription factor activity, RNA polymerase II-specific. Gene Ontology annotation, biological process: regulation of transcription by RNA polymerase II.